AUGGAGAAUGCAAGAACCAAGGAGCGGAAUUCCACCGAGUCGUCCAAGGAAAACUGUGGAAAUCCCAAAUAUGAACAAGUGUCAGAAGCUGAAGAGGAUCAGCGGGCUUCUGAUUCGCCAGGCACCAGUGCUUUACCUGGAACCUCAGCGAAGGGGACCAAACGAAAAACACUAGCCCGAGAUGACAAAGUGCUCUGCCCAAAGAAGGCAGAAUGCAGUGACAACCCAAAACCUCGGAAGAAGCCACCAAUUCCUCCGCUUCCCUCUAAACUGCCACCAGUUACCCUGCUGCACCGAGACAUUGUACGUGCCUGGUGCCAACAAUUAAAGCUGAGCUCCAAAGGCCAGAAAUUAGAUGCAUAUAAGCGCCUCUGUGCAUAUGCCUACCCGCAUCAAAAGGAUAUUCCUUGCACACCAAAAGAGGCCAGAAUCCAGACCAAAAAAUUAAAGGCAAACAAGAGGGAGGCUGAUCUUUCUGAAGUGGCUUCUCCCCGUGAGGCAGGGUUGUCUGCCCCGGAAGAGGCGGCUACUCUCCUUGAGGGAGUUAAUAAAGUUGUGGUGACCACGUCUGCCCCUGAGGCUAUGCUGGCCUCCUGGACCAGAAUUGCAGCCAGUGCCCAGACUCUGGAGGCCGUGGAAUCUCCACAGGAGACCUAUGGUGUCAGGUGGUGUGUGGUCCAUGGGACAAGCCUCCCUGCAGACACAGAAGGUUGGGUUCACCUCCAGUUUCAUGCUGGUCAAGCCUGGGUUCCAGAAAAGCAAGGAGGGAGAGUGAGUGCUCUCUUCCUGCUUCCUGCCUGUAAUUUUCCACCCCCGCAUCUCGAAGACAAUAUGCUGUGCCCCAGAUGUGUUCACAGGAACAAGAUCUUAAUAAAAAGCCUCCAGUGGGAAUAGACUGCCAGGAGAAAGGGCACAUCUUUGUAAUUAACGGCAGAAAAGUUUGACAGCCAAUUCCAUAGUGCUGCUGAUGGCUGAACCCUGGUCCUC
This is a messenger RNA of Carlito syrichta (Philippine tarsier), 987 nucleotides long. It is a transcript of the gene DPPA4, whose product is annotated as developmental pluripotency associated 4. The record is from RefSeq and is a predicted model, not a curated record. Gene Ontology annotation, biological process: system development. Bases 1 to 894 code for a protein of 297 amino acids. NCBI's taxonomy places the organism in Eukaryota, Metazoa, Chordata, Mammalia, Primates, Tarsiidae. The transcript is spliced from 7 exons. Gene Ontology annotation, molecular function: chromatin binding. Gene Ontology annotation, cellular component: nucleus.